Frieseomelitta varia is the source of this 2100-nucleotide messenger RNA. RefSeq names its product potassium voltage-gated channel protein Shaw-like. Gene Ontology annotation, cellular component: voltage-gated potassium channel complex; neuronal cell body membrane; axon. Gene Ontology annotation, biological process: potassium ion transmembrane transport; protein homooligomerization. Gene Ontology annotation, molecular function: delayed rectifier potassium channel activity; protein binding. The record is from RefSeq and is a predicted model, not a curated record. The transcript has 7 exons. Lineage: Eukaryota; Metazoa; Arthropoda; Insecta; Hymenoptera; Apidae. Bases 385 to 2067 code for a protein of 560 amino acids.
GCUGGCCACGCAAAUAAACAGUGUCGAAUUUAUAGAACUGGAAACCACGUUCGCACGGUGGGUUAUUCCACUUCGUAAAACUCGAGUUCUUCGAUCGACUGUGGAGAAUGAUCGACAUUUUCUCUAUCGGCGAUUCGUUCUGAUCGUUUGUGAAUCUCAAGUGUAAAACGAAUACCUGUGUAUACAUUAAUUUUUAUCAAGUAAGAAUUCUAAUCUCGGCAGAUUGUUGGUUACGUAAGAUUGUGCGUUACAAAACUAUGAAUAACGGAUACGCAGUAUGCCAUUGUUGUUGCCAUUUCGAUGCCUGAUACGAAGGCCAUCCGGUAGCCGGAGUUAUCAAUCGAGGUUUCUCUUCUACAAUGCGAUCCAAAGGAAUCCAGAAAAAUGAGGAAGCUAGAUGAUGGCAGGUGGAACGACCGGGUGAUCCUGAACGUCGGCGGUGUACGACACGAAACGUACAAGUCGACGUUGAAGAAAAUACCAGCCACCAGGUUGUCGCGUUUAACAGAGGCCCUGGUCAAUUACGAUCCUAUUUUGAACGAAUACUUUUACGAUCGUCAUCCGGGCGUCUUUGCUCAGGUGUUGAAUUACUAUCGUACCGGAAAGCUUCAUUACCCGACGGACGUUUGUGGUCCGCUUUUCGAAGAGGAACUCGACUUCUGGGGCUUGGACUCUAAUCAGGUGGAGCCGUGUUGUUGGAGCACGUACAGCGUGCACAGAGAGACCCAGGCAACGCUGGCGAUUCUCGACAAGCUGGACGUCGAGGGCGAGAAGCUGAGCGACGAGGAGAUCGCCCGACUUUUCGGUUGCGAGGAGGAGUACAACAGGGGGACAUUGACGAAAUGGCAGAGACUACGGCCGAGGAUUUGGACGCUCUUCGACGAGCCGUACUCGUCCACCACGGCCAAGUGCAUAGCCGGUGUCUCGAUACUUUUCAUCUGUCUCUCGGUUCUCUGUUUCUGCCUGAAGGGUCACACCGUGACGACGAAACCGUCGAGGAACAAUAAUCAACGGAACAGCGAACCGCUUCACAUCGGGUCCAGCCGGAACACGGAUCCCGCCGACUCUCAUCCGGUGUUGUUUUACCUUGAGCACACGUGCAACGCCUGGUUCACUUUGGAGAUUACUCUUCGCUGCCUGGUGAGCCCAAGCUUGAAGAGAUUCGCCGUGUCACCGGUGAACGCGAUAGACUUAGCCGCGACAUUGAGCUUUUACACGGAGUUCCUCACCGAGUCCAGCCUGUAUCUGGAGAUCCUGUCGAUAGCUCGAGUUCUGCGGCUCUUCAAGCUGACGAGACACUCCCCGGGCCUUAGAAUCCUGAUCCAUACGUUCAAAGCGUCCGCCAAGGAGCUGGCGUUGCUGGUUUUCUUUCUCGUCCUGGGCAUCGUCGUCUUCGCCAGUCUAAUCUUCUACGCGGAACGUCUCCAGGAGAACCCGCAUAACGACUUCGACAGCAUACCGCAUGGUCUCUGGUGGGCUUUGGUGACUAUGACGACAGUUGGUUACGGCGAUAUGACACCAAAAACCUUCCCCGGAAUGUUCAUCGGGGGACUGUGCGCCAUUGCGGGCGUUUUAGCUAUCGCCCUUCCGGUUCCCGUUAUCGUCAGCAACUUCUCCAUGUUUUAUUCUCACACGCAGGCUCGAAGCAAGUUGCCGAAACAAAGACGAAGAGUGCUACCAGCAGAAGUGCCGAGGCGACCGAGAUGUUUGAGUUACCAGGAUGCCACCGACAUUCAAUCGCAAUUUGCCUCCAGUGCUUUAUCCAGAUCGCUGACAAUGAGAUCGAGACCAGCAACCAUAGGAUUGGAGAAUGUUUUAAAUUUACAGCCUAAUAUCGUGAUAAAUUUACCACAAGGGUCUACCGUCACAGGAACCAUAAAUUCUGACAGAGUGGAGUCUCCUCGCCACGCUGGCAAUAAUUCUGUGAAAAAUGGCAAAACAGUUGAUGGAGUCACAGAUGGCACUUAUCAAGAGGAGGAGAGCAAGAAGGCAGGCUCGUUUACUGAAGCUUGCAAAGACACAUCUCAUACUUACAUCAUCGUACCAGAGAUUUCGGAAACAAUGUAAGAUUGAUAUGUAACAAUAAAUUCGUUUCAUCUA